Tauraco erythrolophus (red-crested turaco) is the source of this 792-nucleotide messenger RNA. The record is from RefSeq and is a predicted model, not a curated record. Lineage: Eukaryota; Metazoa; Chordata; Aves; Musophagiformes; Musophagidae.
AUGCGGUGGCUCCUUUUCCCCAUCAUCUUCAUCAUCCCUUGUACGCAGCAGCUCUCAAAAUAUCCCACCGUGUGUAAGUUUUCCCACAGCCCACCAGUGAAGCCUGGAGAAAAACCUUCAGAAACCGGCGAGGACCACCAGCGCAAGGAGCUUUGUCACUGGCCAUGCAGAUGCCCGCCUGUGCCAACCUGCACCCGCGGGGUAAGCUUGGUGAAGGACGGUUGCGGCUGCUGUAAGGUCUGUGCCAAGCAGUCGGGAGAGACUUGCAAUGAAGCAGACAUCUGCGAUCCUCACAAAGGCCUCUACUGCGACUACUCGGAAGAUGAGCCUAGGUAUGAAACAGGCGUGUGCGCAUAUCUGAUAGCUGUAGGAUGUGAGCUCAAUGGAGUUUACUAUCUUAACGGGCAGACCUUCCAACCUAACCCGCUGUAUAAGUGCCUGUGCGUCAGUGGUGCAAUCGGAUGUACACCCGUAUUCACACCAAAACUAGCAGCAAGUCCCUGCACCGGGGCCGCAGGCAGAAAGAAGCCUGGACAAUCCAUCUGUGGGCCUGGACAGCACAAGAAGCUUCAAUCAACAAACUACAGGCUGAUGCCAGCUUACAGAAUCUUGCCACUCGUUUUGAAGAAAAAGUGCGUCGUACAAGCAACUCCCUGGACAGUCUGUUCCAAGACCUGUGGCAUAGGCAUAUCCAGCAGAGUGACCAACGACAACAGGCAAUGUGAAAUGAAAAAAGAAAAGAGAUUAUGCUUCAUCCAGCCUUGUCUGACCAAUGCACUGAAGACAAUAAAG